This is a messenger RNA of Leguminivora glycinivorella, 2231 nucleotides long. RefSeq names its product vesicle-associated membrane protein 7 (gene Vamp7). Gene Ontology annotation, cellular component: SNARE complex; membrane. Lineage: Eukaryota; Metazoa; Arthropoda; Insecta; Lepidoptera; Tortricidae. The transcript has 4 exons. Gene Ontology annotation, molecular function: SNAP receptor activity; SNARE binding. The record is from RefSeq and is a predicted model, not a curated record. Bases 247 to 906 code for a protein of 219 amino acids. Gene Ontology annotation, biological process: exocytosis; vesicle fusion.
CAUAACCGAUACGUACUUACGUCUGUCGUCUUCGUGGACUCGGAUUAUUUAUUUUGUUUUCCUCUCCUUUGUAAAAAUAAAUAUAAAUUCGAUUAGUAGAGACGUUCGCAUUUACGUAGACAGCUGCAAGUGUUGUUCGACAUUGAUCACUAGUUUGAUAGUGCUAUUAGUUUCAAUCAAGUUUUGUUUUUUAUUAUUCUUUGUUAUUUGAGAUAUCCGAUUAUUGUGAUUCAUCUUCACAUCACAAUGCCUAUUUUAUUCAGUGUGGUGGCCCGAGGCACAGUUGUUUUAGCCAAAUUUGCCUCGUGUGCAGGGAAUUUCACGGAAGUCACGGAACAAAUACUGUCGAAAAUUCCGCCCCACGAUGACAAAUUAACAUACUCUCAUGGGAAUUAUUUAUUUCAUUACAUUGCUGAAAACAAAUUGGUGUACUUCUGCAUCACUGAUGAUAAAUUCCAACGUUCGAGAGCAUUCCUCUUCCUCAAUGAGAUCAAACGAAGGUUUACUGCGGCGUUUGCUGAAACAGCUCAGACUGCUAUCCCUUAUGCUAUGAAUGGUGAAUUUGCCAGAGUCCUGGCAGCUGAAAUGAAACACUACACAGAAUCCGGAGACCUCAACACUAUAUCUACAAUAUAUGGAGAACUGGAUGAGCUGAAAAACAUCAUGGUUAAAAAUAUAGACAAUAUGGCGACUCGGGGUGAAAAAUUAGAGCUGCUUAUCAACAAAGCUGAUAACUUGGCCACAAAUUCUGUCUCCUUCAACGGCACCGCACGGACGUUACAGCGCAGCCUCUUCUGGAAGAACAUCAAGAUGUACGUGAUCAUGGCUCUCGUCGCGGCCCUGGCUGUCUACUUCAUCGGCGCGAUGGCCUGCGGCGGCCUGGCGUGGAAAACUUGCGUUGGUUAGACUUUACUCUAUGAGAAUAAUAAAAUACGGCGUAUAGAAACGGUCCAGGCGUCAUAUUAAACUGCACUAUUGUGGGGCUAAAAUUAACGUGCAAAAAGUCGUAUAGUCGUUAAGCUGGCCGUCUCAUUUGCAUUCACGAUCUCUUUACGUUUGCAGCUUUCCCUCUCACUGUUUGCCCUACUGGCGACGUUGGUUUUGGCCUCAUAAUAUAUUAAGAACAAUUUACUAUUAAAAUUACACAUCAAUCAUAUAAUUCUAAAUACAUAGGUAACUCAUUCAAUUUGCCAGUAGAAUUGCCUGUUAGUAGAUAACAAAUGCUUUAAAACGAAUCAUUAUUUGCAUGAAACGCGAUGGUAAUUUAAGUAAUUUACCAGGCUACUAGUAAUUUCAGUAUAUACCGGUUGCAUUUCCUAUUCGUCUAAUGGCUUUUAAAAUAAUUAUUUCCUCGGUUAUUGAGAUUACAAUAUUCUUACAACCUUGGGAUAAACUAAUGUGGGUUUAUUAAUAUGAAAUUGGUAGCUCGCUGUACGGUUAGAUUAUACAGGUAUUAUCAGAUUAUUAUGGAUCUAUUUAGCCUUGGAAUGAAGUCUAAGCGUCCAUAUCAAUAAGGGUAUAUACUUCAAACUAUUACAGAUAUGUAGAAUCAUAACAAUAUGUACAGUUCGUUACAAAUGAAAUUACAUUUAAAAUGUUUGCAAAAUAUAAAUCAACAAAAAGUGACAAGAAGGUGGGUUCUUCAUAAUAUUAAUUACAGUUACAUAUGAUACCGAAAUUGUAUAAAUAUGUACUAGUGUCAUUUUAAAGCUUGAUAAACAGUAGGUACCUAUACUACCUAACCUAUAAGACAUUACCUAACUAGAGAGCCUAUUUCAAAUAACGUUCUUGCUCAAAGUUUUAUGGCCCCUGGGGAAAUUGUACAUCUAUACGCUAAUGUUAUUUAUUAUUCUUUUGGUAAAGGUUUCUUUAAAUGACCAACAUGAUUUGUGAAUAAAUUUCAGUCUGUCUGUGUUCACAUUAAAAGACAAAUAUCAUCUAGCUAACAUCAGUAAUGACGAAUAAACUAAUAAUUUGUAAUGCAUGAAUAAUAAUGCAAUUCUGCGGAGCAAUAACAAAAUUGUACUUAUAAAAACAUCAAAAUGCUUAUUUCACAACUUUACUAAAUAAAUUUCUAUAUUAUAUGAAGCUAAGAAAAUAAUAGCCUAGAUCAAAGUAACAGCAAGCUUCACUUGUUUAGUGUUUUGACACACGGACAGUUUUUUUUUUAUAUUUUUUACACAGAAAUCUAGACAUCACUAUCAACUUCAGUUAUGAAGUUCUAGUUUACG